CCCGCGGAGUCCUGCCUCGCGGAGCGCCGGACUUGGAGGCAGACAGACCUGGCUGCGAAUCCCUGCUCCUACCACUUUCUAGCGCUGUGACCUUGGGCAAGUUACCGGACCUCUCGGAACCUCUCUCUUUUGUUUUCAGGUGGCGAAACUGACUGGUCUGGUUAGAGCGCGCCCAAGCCAAGCCGCAGUGCUGUUUGGAUUUUUAAAUUUCUCCUUCUGAGUGAGAAAAUAGCAAUCGAGAUGGAGCCAUCCGCACAGCAGCUCCAGCUGGCAGCACCACCUCGGGCCAGUUUAUCCACCUUCUGCCAAGGCUCUGAAAUGCCAACUAUGUCAAGGCCUGCACUGGAUGUCAAGGGUGGCGCCUCACCUGUGAAGGAGGAUGCCAACCCCGAGAUGAGCUCGCUGGCCUACUCUGACCUGGGAGUGAAAGAUCGCAAAGCAGUGGCCAUCCUGCACUACCCCGGGGGGGCCUCAAAUGGAACCAAGGCCAGUGGGGCUCCCACUGGUUCCUCGGGAUCCCCAUCUCCAAUGGGCUCUCCUACUGCCACCCCUCCCACUAAACCCCCACCCUUCAAUGUGCACCCCACCCCUCACCUGCUAGCCAGUAUGCAGCUGCAGAAACUUAAUAGCCAGUAUCAUGGGGUGGCUGCCACCACUCCGGGCCAACCUGGGGAGGCAGGGGCCCUGCAAAACUGGGGCUGUGAGGCUCAGGCAGGAGGCGCGGAGUCACUCUCUCCUGCUGCUGCCAGUGCCCAGAGCCCUGCUAUCAUUGAUUCUGACCCAGUGGAUGAGGAGGUGCUGAUGUCGCUGGUGGUGGAACUGGGACUGGACCGGGCCAAUGAGCUUCCAGAGCUGUGGCUGGGGCAGAAUGAGUUUGACUUCACUGCAGACUUUCCGUCUGGUUGCUGAUGCCAAGUGCCCCUAAAGAUGAAGGAAUAAAGCCACCAAUUCUGUUGUAAAUAAAAAUAAAAGUUACUUGC
Lepus europaeus (European hare) is the source of this 980-nucleotide messenger RNA. RefSeq names its product Cbp/p300 interacting transactivator with Glu/Asp rich carboxy-terminal domain 1 (gene CITED1). Gene Ontology annotation, cellular component: nucleus. The transcript has 4 exons. The record is from RefSeq and is a predicted model, not a curated record. Lineage: Eukaryota; Metazoa; Chordata; Mammalia; Lagomorpha; Leporidae. Gene Ontology annotation, biological process: regulation of DNA-templated transcription; melanocyte differentiation. The coding region runs from base 241 to 909 and encodes 222 amino acids.